CAGCUCACAUAGGCGGGCCACUUGGGGACAGUCCAGGUCCAACCAGAGUGAAACCAUGGCAGACCACAGGGGUGUUACCUUCUUUGUGGCGUUAAUGCUGCUGGUAUGUUUUACAAGGACCGGGGUAAAGGCAUGGUAUACUCAUACAAGACCUACGUUUUCAACGGGUCCCGUGUAUUUUACUGAUGACCCCGUUCCAAACAAACCGUUGGAUCCUACACAUCUGGAGUUAUCUAGUCCUCCUCUCAUCGUUCCUCCUCUAGGCCAGAAUGCCAAAAAUCCUGGAUGGACAAAUGCUGGUCAAAAUCCUGGAGGGCAGAAUCCUACGAGAAAUCCUGGAGGCCAGAUUCCUGUUAGGCCUGUUUCCCCGGGACAGAAUCCUGUUCAAAUUCCUGGAGGCCAGGAUCCUUUCAAGCCUGUUUCCCCGGGACAGAAUCCUGUUCAAAUUCCUGGAGGCCAGACUUCUGUCAACCCUAUUCCCCCGGGACCGAAUCCUGUUAUUUUUGGAGGCCAGAUUCCUGUCAACCCUGUUUCCCCAGGACGGAAUCCUGUUGAAAUUCCUGGACACCAGAAUCCUGUCGACCCUGUUUCUCCGGGACAGAAUCCUGUUCGAAUUCCGGGAAGCCAGAUUCAUGUUAGGCCUGUUUCUCCGGGACAGCAACCUGUUCAAAUUCCUGGAGGGCAGAAUCCAGGUACAUAUCCUGGAGGGCAGAUGCCUGGAAACAAACCUUACAUUCGGGAGUAUCAACAAGGGCAGGAUCCAGGUAUGUAUCCUGGAGGGCAGAUGCCUGAAAAUAAACCUCACAAUUGGGAGUCUCAACAAGGGCAGAAUCCAGGUAUGUAUCCUGGAGGGCAGCUGCCUGAAAACAAACCUCACAAUUGGGAGUCUCAACAAGGGCAGAAUCCAGGUAUGUAUCCUGGAGGGCAGAUGCCUGUAAAGAAACCUCACAAUUGGGAGUCUCAACAAGGGCAGAACCCUGUUCCAAAUCCUGUUGGACCCGAUCCUCCCAGAAUUCUUACAGACCAAGGUCCUGUUAGAAAUGAUUGGAUUCAUAUGCCAGGGCAGAUUCCAGGUCAAAAUCCUUCAUGGCAGAUUCCUGGUCAAAAUCCUUCAUGGCAGAUUCCUGGUCAAAAUCCUUUCAGGCUGAUUCCUGGUCAAAAUCCUUCAGGGCAGAUUCCUGGUCAAAAUCCUUCAUGGCAGAUUCCUGGUCAAAAUCCUUCAGGGCAGAUUCCUGGUCAAAAUCCUUCAGGGCAGAUUCCUGGUCGAAAUCCUUUCAGGCUGAUUCCUGGUCAAAAUCCUUCAGGGCAGUUUCCUGGUCAAAAUCCUUCAGGGCAGUUUCCUGGUCAAAAUCCUUCAGGGCAGUUUCCUGGUCAAAAUCCUUCAGGGCUGAUUCCUGGUCAAAAUCCUUCAGGGCUGAUUCCUGGUCGAAAUCCUUUCAGGCUGAUUCCUGGUCAAAAUCCUUCAGGGCAGAUUCCUGGUCAAAAUCCUUCAGGGCAGUUUCCUGGUCAAAAUCCUUCAGGGCAGAUUCCUGGUCAAAAUCCUUCAGGGCAGUUUCCUGGUCAAAAUCCUUCGGGGCAGAUUCUUGGUCAAAAUCCUUCAGGGCAGUUUCCUGGUCAAAAUCCUUCAGGGCAGAUUCCUGGUCGAAAUCCUUCAGGGCAGUUUCCUGGUCAAAAUCCUUCAGGGCAGUUUCCUGGUCAAAAUCCUUCAGGGCAGUUUCCUGGUCAAAAUCCUUCAGGGCAGAUUCCUGGUCGAAAUCCUUCAGGGCAGAUUCCUGGUCGAAAUCCUUCAGGGCAGAUUCCUGGUCAAAAUCCUUCAGGGCAGAUUCCUGGUCAAAAUCCUUCAGGGCAGAUUCCUGGUCAAAAUCCUUCAGGGGGAGAUCCUGUUAAUCCUCAACCUUUCCCAAUUUAUUACCCUAUAAAGGGUGUUUUCGCUUUUGACCAACACCAACAAACGAAGAACCCCACGAACCCCGAACCCCAGCACCCUACACCUGUCAAUAUCUGCGAUGUGUAUCCUAAUACUCGAGUCCCAUGCGGACCUUCAGAUAUCUCUGCGACGGAUUGUGAAGUUCUUAACUGCUGCUAUAACGAAGGCAUUUGCUACUUUGGGAAGAUGGUGACUGUCCAAUGCACCAAGGAUGGUCAGUUUAUUGUGGUCGUGGCCAGACAUGCCACUUUACCCAACAUCGACCUUGAAACCAUCUCAAUGUUGGGAGAUGGUCCUGGCUGCACCAGUACUGACUCAAAUUCUGCCUUUGCCAUCUACCAGUUUCCCGUGACCACUUGUGGCACUGUUGUGGCUGAGGAGCCUGGUCAGAUAAUCUAUGAGAAUAGGAUGACCUCAUCAUAUGAAGUGGCAAUGGGACCUAUGGGUGCCAUAACCAGGGACAGUAGCUAUGAUUUACUCUUCCAGUGUCGAUACACGACUACUUCAAUCGAGACUACUUCCUCUAUUGUAACUACGGUUGUGGAAGUUCUACAAUUAGAGCUGCCUCCUAUAUCAGUGUCUGCUAUGGGUCCCAUCAACGUGCAUCUGAGGUUGGGUAAAGCAAAAUGCAUCGUGAAGGGUUGUAAUGAAGAGGACGUGGCCUACAACUCGUACUAUAUGGAGUCGGACUAUCCUGUGACCAGAAUCUUGAGGGAUCCUGUGUAUGUGGAGGUUCAUCUCAUGGAUAGGACUGACCCCAACAUUGUCCUUAACCUUGGGCGCUGUUGGACCACCACUAAUGCAAAUCCUCACAGCGUGCCUCAGUGGGACCUUAUCAUUGAUGGGUGUCCUAACAGGGACGAUCGCUACAGGUCCACUCUGGUUCCAGUUGGUUCCCACUCUGGUGUGGACUUCCCAAGUCAUUACAGGCGUUUCAUUUUCCAAAUGUUUACCUUUGUGGACCCCAACUCACUAGAGCCCCAAAAGGAACAAGUGUACAUUCACUGCAGUACAUCGAUCUGCAACGCUGCAUCUGGCUUCCCUUGUGAGCCAAAUUGCUUCACUCGAAAAAGGAGAAACGUGAAAGAUGUGGGCAAGAAGCUGACAGAAUCAAGGAUUGUGGUCUCCGCUGGACCUGUGCAGGUGGUUGGCCCCAAAGAGUAAACAGCUCAGUUGCAUACGUUGACAUUUCAUUCAAAUAACAUAUUGGUAGCAAGUUACCUGACUUUAAAUAUAUCUUGCAAUGAGUGAAAUGGAUUCCGCAAAUGCUUGUAAGCAAACAAUAUUAAAAAGUGCUUUUAUGUGCUAUGAAUACUUAUAUUUUGUGUCCCACAAUACUUUUUGUAAAUAUAUCGAACAGUUGUAAUUGAGCUGAUUUGACUCGUCUAUCUUUUAUAACAAA
Messenger RNA from Syngnathus acus (greater pipefish), 3329 nucleotides. Its product is annotated as glutenin, high molecular weight subunit DX5-like. Gene Ontology annotation, biological process: binding of sperm to zona pellucida; prevention of polyspermy. The record is from RefSeq and is a predicted model, not a curated record. Bases 56 to 3091 code for a protein of 1011 amino acids. Gene Ontology annotation, cellular component: egg coat. Gene Ontology annotation, molecular function: acrosin binding; structural constituent of egg coat. The transcript has 10 exons. NCBI's taxonomy places the organism in Eukaryota, Metazoa, Chordata, Actinopteri, Syngnathiformes, Syngnathidae.